Messenger RNA from Aspergillus sclerotioniger CBS 115572, 639 nucleotides. RefSeq lists its product as uncharacterized. The transcript is spliced from 2 exons. Lineage: Eukaryota; Fungi; Ascomycota; Eurotiomycetes; Eurotiales; Aspergillaceae. The coding region runs from base 1 to 639 and encodes 212 amino acids. The record is from RefSeq and is a predicted model, not a curated record.
AUGUCUCGUCUCAAUCUACCCAUAUUAACCAAAGAUCCCUUUACCUCCACCACCUCCACCUCCACCCAAAUUCCUGAUCUCAGUCUACCUAUAUUGACAAAACGUACCACCACCUCCAAUGACUCAGCCCCCCUCGUCAGCAUCAUCUGCACCGACGAAACAAUCCAAUCAAGCCUCCUCACACAACUCCUCACCGAAGCAUACAACAAGAAGCCAGACGCCCCACGUUCCCUCGUUGUCCUAUCCACCGACUCCAAACACGCCAUCCAAAACCUCACCCCCGACUCAGCCACCCAACACCCUGUAACACCAUUCAUAUCCCCAUUUCUAGGUAUGACAGAAACUGACGUGGCAGGAUUUCUCGCCAGAACGUGUGUAGGGAGCGCCAUCAGUACUAAGGUCUUUUAUAUCGCGGAUGAUCAAACCCCCGCGACCGGGAAUCUGCAAAUGGUUUUCAUGUACGCGAAUAACCCAUUGAGUCGGAUAUCAUUCCCAAUGGAGUGGGAAUAUGCGAAUUUAUUGGGUGUGGGGGUGGUGCGAGAUCCCGAAAUAACCGGAGAGAAGGUAUUAUCUCUGAUUUGGAAGGGGGUUUAUAAGAGUAACCAGCCGGAGUCACCAUUUUGGGGUGAUGAGCUGUAA